AUGGUGUUCAUCAGCGACGAGCACCCCUACGGCGGCGUUGUUGUCAUCGACCCGGACCUUGUGCGUUCCGGAGGGUCUAGCAACGGGGGCGGUUCCGCGCGGUCUUCUAUUCCACGGUCUUCCGUGGACGACGAGGCUCGCUCCGGCGGGCGUCGGUCGUGGACCGCAAGCCCACCUACGGCGGAGAUGUCCACACAGACCACCCAAGGGGAGGAAGGUGUUGCCCACGUCCUGGUGCAGGCGGGAGACGGGAAGCUGCUGUCCGAGGCGGAGUUGCGGGAGGAGUACACCCAGCGAGAGCUAAGGCAAAGGUCGAACAUGAUGUGGACCACAAACCUCUAUCGCGCUGACACGAUGCCCACGAAAAACCAACCGUACGCCUACGUCUGUUCCUGCCCUGGCACCUUCCGUUGCUCGUAA
Ectocarpus siliculosus is the source of this 420-nucleotide messenger RNA. The record is from the annotation of a GenBank genome assembly. NCBI's taxonomy places the organism in Eukaryota, Phaeophyceae, Ectocarpales, Ectocarpaceae.